This is a messenger RNA of Gadus morhua (Atlantic cod), 5644 nucleotides long. It is a transcript of the gene vax2, whose product is annotated as ventral anterior homeobox 2. The record is from RefSeq and is a predicted model, not a curated record. Gene Ontology annotation, cellular component: nucleus. Gene Ontology annotation, biological process: central nervous system development; neuron differentiation; regulation of transcription by RNA polymerase II. Lineage: Eukaryota; Metazoa; Chordata; Actinopteri; Gadiformes; Gadidae. Gene Ontology annotation, molecular function: RNA polymerase II cis-regulatory region sequence-specific DNA binding; DNA-binding transcription factor activity, RNA polymerase II-specific.
AUGGGGACCCCCGCUAAGUGCAGGCCUCCAUACUGCACGAUAAGGCCUAGACGCGAAACACCCCCACUACAACAACAACAAACCUACAAACCCCCCCCCCCCCCCACCCCCAGAAGACUACUCUCGCUCACAGUUUGGCAGAAGAAGAAGAAGGAGACAAGCCCACCGCUCGCUCCGAGGUUCGACCAGGCAACGAGGAUGGGGGACGCCAUGGCCGAGGAGAGGGGGCACCACUGCGGCUCCAACUCGUCGCUCGCGGAACGCAUGAUGGACUCCAAGUGCCGCGCAGAGAUCGGGAGCAAGUCUCCAGCGCACAGCAGUAGCACCACCACGGACACCCCGGGCACGUCCUCCACGCCCACGUCCUCCAGCGAGGACGGCCACGACAAACUUUUAGGGGUGGACCCCGAUUACUGUCGCCGGAUUCUCGUAAGGGAUGCUAAAGGCACCAUCCGGGAGAUCGUUCUGCCCAAGGUCGACCUGGACCGGCCGAAGCGCACGAGGACCUCCUUCACGGCGGAGCAGCUGUACCGGCUCGAGCUCGAGUUCCAGCGGUGUCAGUACGUGGUGGGGCGCGAAAGAACCGAGCUCGCGAGGCAGCUGAAUCUGUCUGAAACCCAGGUGAAGGUGUGGUUCCAGAACCGCCGCACCAAGCAGAAGAAGGACACCACCAAGGACUCGGACAAGCGGGGCUCCUCCACCUCCGAGUCCCUGGCCACGUGUAAUAUCCUCCGUCUGCUGGAGCAGGGCCGCCUGCUGUCGGGCCCCCACGCCCCCACCUCCAGUAACUCCAUCCUGGGGCACCUGCCGCCGCACUCCACCGGCGGCUCCCUGCUGGGCGGGGGCAUGACCACCACCACCUCGUCGGGCAUGGGCGGAGGCGUGGCCCACCCCACAACCACCCUGUCGGGGGGCGGCGGCUUCGGGCUGUCGCUGGCCUCGCUGGGCGGCAACGGGGCCCCGCCCCGCCUGGGGGUCCCGCCCCCCCACCCGCUGUGCUUCUCCAUGCCGCUGCUGGGGGGGCCGCACCACGAACUGACCUCAGCCUACGGGUGUGGCUCCUCGGCCUUUGAGCCCUACAUGCGCCUGGACAGGAAAGAGGCCGACCUGGGCGGCAAAAAGACGGUGUCCUAAGUGAGAGCCCCCCCCCCCCACCAACCCCAUGACCAACACCACCCACACCACCGCCACCGCCACCACCACCCCUUGUUUUGUUGAUUUUGUAAGGAGUUUUAGAAGAGAAGGGGUGAUGGAGGUAAGGAGCUGCUUGUUUCAUCUCCCCCCCCCCCCUAUAUUACUAAAAUAGUUUGGAGACUUAACAAGGGAGAGAGAGGGUGAGAGAGAGGGGGAGAAAGAGGGUGGGCGGAGCUUAGGGAGUUCGACUGAACAGUGAGAAGAGAAGAAGGAAAAAAAUAAUAGAAAAGCGGAGGGUAGAAGCAGCACUGUUCUAUGUCAUCUCACACUGGCUCAAUCUCUCAACCGCUGUUUCAGUGAUGCUGUGAGGACAGAAUGUGGUCACACACACACACAACACACACACACACACACACACACACACACACACACACACACACACACACACACACACACACACACACACACACACACACACACAAACCCAGACUUACACAAACCUUGCUUGUGAUUUUUUUAAAUAACUAUAUGUACUUUUGUUUUUUGCGUGAUUUUCGGAAGACUGGGAUUUUUGUAUCACUUUUUUCGUGUCUGAUGGUGUUUGUGAGUGUUGUAUUAUUUAUCUAUAUAGACUUUUUGAUUUUCCAUUCAGGUCAAAAAAAAGGAAGGAAAAAAACUCAAACCUGAUUGUUCAGUUUAGACUGAGGCGGUGUGUAGUUGUGUGAUUUGGAGGACCUGGGAUAUCUUGACGAGCACGUUUUUACCCAUUUUCAGAUGUGAUUCAUCGCUAACGACCAUUAUAGUUCUUGAGCCCCCUCCCCCGGGAGGAAAUACUUAGAAAAAAAUACAGAAUCAUAGCAUUCUCAUACCAGACUGUCCAGGUUGUGGAAUAGUGGUUUGAUUAGAAAAAUGCCUUCAUUUGGUUGUUGUUUGUGUAUCGGAAAAUCUGUCGAUGGAUCUCGAUCAAGCAUCCGGUUUUAUAAAACGAAAAACGACUGUGAAAGGAAAGGUUUGUUUUGAGGCGGAUGACUGGGUAGACAAAUUCUUGCCAAAGUAUUCCUGGGUUUUCACGUUGUUCUUCGGCGGUGCUAGGCUUUUCCCUUUUCCCAAAAUGUUCCCCUCCCAUUACCUCAGUAGGAAGGAGACAUCUAUGGACCCCUUUUAUUUUGUACUUCUUCAAUCAUCAAUCUCACCAGCCAUACCGACACUACCUGUCUGCAAUACAACACCCGUCCCUCCCGACGUCUCCAGCACACAAAAAAACGAAAACGAAACGACGCAACCGUUUUCGAGCGGUAAACUCCACAAAAGCGAGUUGUUUUUUAUGUGGGCGCUAAACGUUUCAAACGUUUUUUUAUUUUUUUUUAUGUCUUCCCCUGUGGGAUCUUUUUUUUUCAGUUGCCCGGCAACGCCUGUACCCACCAGCAGCAUUGUAGUGCAGGCGGACUUCAUUGUGGAUACAUGGGGGGGACAUCUUCCCCUGGGCAGGCUGUGUCUUAUCACACACACAUUGAGAUUCCACUCAGUACCUUACAAAUUCCCUUACCGUACAAGCACUGGCGAACCGCUCUACUGCGGACUCAUCUAAAUAAUGUGUUGUUGUUGUUGACGUGGACGUUGCCGUCGUCGUUUUUCGAUCGUUCUGAGUGUUUCGGGUUUGUUUUUCUUUUGUUUAUUUCUUUAACGUUGUUUACAUCUUAGGUUUCUCAAGGUAUUUCUCAGCACACUUUGGGUGAAUGGAAGCGUGCUGUUCGUCACGGAUCACAUCAAAUUCACAAUCUCAUGGAGCCUGCGUAUGUCUUUUGUACAGUAAACUAUUAUGCACAUGCUUUGGUUGCAACAGGCAGGGGGUGUUGGGACGGUUGAUACUUCGCCUCAAAAUUAUAAGCUUUUUUCUCCUUUUCUUUUUGAAGGGUGUUUGUAUUUUCCUAAAAAAAAACAAACAAAAAAGAUUGUGUCGGGCACCUGCUUUAUGUACAUUGUUUUCUAUUUAACACCGAUGUUUGCUCCCCAAAUAUUAGUCCUCUCUGAGUGUGACCAUGCCCCUUUGUUACCUAUUGAUUGAAAGCACUUUAUGUUGUCGCAUCUCUAGACUUUACAUUCCACCCUCUUCACCCUUCCCUAUAACUUUAUUUAAUCCAUCCCUUUGACACUAACAUAAAAUAUCCCAGCCUUCAGCACUGAGAAACAUUUUAAUUAAACCCCUGCAUUAGCUGCAACAUAUGCCUUCUUUGUGGUCACAUUUCUCGCCCACACUCCCCCGCAUUUUUAUCACUUUUCAAGAAUUCUUCUAUUUUGAUUUAAAUUUCGAGAUCAACUUUUUGUGUCAUUUUAAUUUCCACUAGUCAGAUUCCUUCACCUGCAAGGAUUGCAAAUUAUUUCUCCUUUACAUUUUCGCUUUAAGCUUUCAAUAGGAAUCAAUUGAAAUCGAAAUUGGAUUGACUCCAAACCCGUAGCUGGGCCAUGUUCUGGUCUCCGCCCACAUAGUCCGGGAAGAACGGCACCAAAAAGCGGGUCUUCUAUAAAAGGCCGGAAAAGUGACAAAUACUCAUUUUUGUAUGCACUGCUUGUCCAAUUGGAAUCAGAACCAAACCUCCAUCGCAGGCCCACAUUGUUUUGGCCUCAAUGUGUGUGGGGUCCGCAAGGGGCCCCUCUCCCAAUCUUUUCCUAACAUUUUUAACCUGUUGGGUGCUGCUGGUAUUUACUUUUUUGUGUCUCAUCUCAUUGUUUUUAUUUAUUAAAUCCCCCACAUUCGCCCAUCUUGGCUCAGGGGAGGUGACGUGACAUCAAUUACAAAAAAAAAGCCGGUUCAGCGUGACAUCAAUUAAUAUUGGCCCUCCGGUGGCUUGCAAGAGAAAGGUCAAGGUAAAUUUAGAACAGCACCAUAUAUCCUUGGAGCCACAAGCAAAUUUAGAGCAGUGUAUGAAAAGGAUCCUGACCCCUGGUUUCUUAAACCGUGUAGGCCUAUUGGUCUGCGAUGCUCGUGCUGAAUUGCCCGCCCGGCCCCGCCCCCGCCCAUUCCCCUCUACGCCCCUGUAAGCGUUCUAUGGGCGCCUGAGCUUUGUGGCGUACAGACUCCGGCGGCGCGGCGAACGCCCCUGUUAUCUCUUAUUCUCUUUUCACGCCGGUACAACUCGCGCUGGUUACUUGAACACGGUAUUAUUUUCUAUAAGCACCAUACAUAAUUCAAAGGCCUUGGCAUCAAAUAUUGAGCAGAGAGAGAUGGAGCCGAGAGGUCAGAGAGCUAUUCCCGCAGUUGUGUAAAAGGGGGCCACCCUUUCUCACUGGUGGUUUUUUUAUUCAUUUUUUUUUAUUCAAUAUCUUCCAUUCGGCUCGGAUAAAAAAUGCUUUGAAAUUCACAAAGCAGGUCCCCCUGGAGUUCAAAGGGCUUGUAUUUAGUAUAUCUUAAAUAUGUUGUCAAAAAAAAUAGAAAAGAUAAGUAUCAAGGCCUCGGCCCCUACGCACUGUAAACCAUUCAUCUUUUAUGCUUGAAUAUUUCAUGAUUUAUUUCGUUUCACUGAGUCUACCGAGAGAACACACCGCAGUUGUAAUACAUCGGUUAGAAUUCCCCAAGUCAACAGAAGUAAACGAUGGAUAUUUGCGAUCACUCCGUAGGUUUUUUUUUUUGGAGACUUGUGCAUCUAGGCCCAGGCGUACACCAGAGAGUUUUAAAGUCAGCCUUUAAUACAAAUACUCAAAUACUUAAAGAAAUACAUUUUCAUGAGACUCCCCUUUGUAAUAUGGUUUGUGAUGUUGAACCUGUUUUUAUAACAUUAUCAAUCGGGCGGUUUCACUUAAUGGAAGCAAACACUCACACACACACACACACACGCUCCCUCGGAAAAUAAAGUUCUAAAACCAUCCGCAAUUGAAUCGUUGAAUAUACAGCGAUGGGUUUUCUUACUCCAAGAAUGGCUAGUAAAAUCGCUUCCUCUGAAAAAUCGUAUCCUACUUCGGGAGGCUUGCUGUUCUAAACAUCGACGUUAUUAAGGCGGACUAUUCACCAACGCUGCGCUGAGCGGGGCCGCGCUGCAUUCGGAUUGGCCGAGAAUAAUUUAGGUUUUUGGGUGAAAAGUUCCUUUAUUUCUUACAAACGAAAUCUAUAUGCUUUGCUCUUCUUUUUUUAAUGCUCAGCAAUGACCUUAUAGGACCGUUUUCCUAUAGCUCAUUCUUUGCAGCAGUAAUUUGUUAUUUUCCCUCAUGUCCAGCACCUGCUAUAGGUCUACUUUAAACAACGAAAAGCUCUAUUUGCAUAUAUGUAUACAUAGGUGUAGACAUGUGUAUCUAUAUGGAUCUUUGCACAAGUUUAAAAAACAUUCAAUGAACAGGACAGAAAAAAAGACUUCAUAUAUGCUUUAUAAUUAUUAUUUUCUCAUUAACCAUUUGCACUUAUUGAAGAGUAUUUUUUGUUCUGUUGUUGGCUCCAGAGGGCUCUGUUGAUGCCCAGUCAAGAUAAUGUACAAUAUGUAUUUUAUUCAUGCAUACAAAAAUAUAUGUCUAUGUAAUUUGA